CCUCCCGUCUGCAGGUAUUGACACUUCGGAGCCAGACGCUGUCGUCAUUGGACUCGCUCCUGACCAUUUCAACUACCAAAGUCUCAAUAAGGCUUUCAGAAUGAUUUUGGAUGGAGCUCCUCUUAUUGCCAUUCAUAAGGCUCGUUACUACAAACGUAAGGACGGCUUGGCCCUUGGCCCCGGACCCUUUGUGACAGGCUUGGAGUAUGCCACAGACUGCAAAGCUACAGUGGUGGGAAAACCCGAAAAGACGUUUUUCACACAGGCCUUGUCUGAUUUAGGAUGCAGCCCCAGUGAAGCCGUCAUGAUAGGAGAUGAUGCCAGAGACGAUGUAGGUGGGGCUCAGAAUGCAGGAAUGCUGGGUAUUCUUGUUAAAACAGGUAAAUACAGAGAGGGAGAUGAAAGGAAAAUUGAGCCACCUCCUUACCUGACAUGCAACAGUUUCCCUGAUGCUGUCGAACACAUCCUGCAGAAUCUGCUAUGAGCUUCAAUCGAGAAUGAAACUUUUUGCACUUUCAAGCUGUUUAAACAUUGUAAAUGUAAGCGUAUGCRCUGUGAAAAACAUCUUGUGAAACAAAAAUGUUGGCUCUGAAAAGCAAUAUUCAGAUGUUUAAGAAGGUUCAAAUUUA
Messenger RNA from Poecilia reticulata (guppy), 629 nucleotides. The record is from RefSeq and is a predicted model, not a curated record. Lineage: Eukaryota; Metazoa; Chordata; Actinopteri; Cyprinodontiformes; Poeciliidae.